UGAGUGCGCACGGCGGGGACGGCGCGGCCUCCUCGCUCCGGUCCCGUCCGACCCCGUCCCGGUCCCGGUCCCGGCCCCGGCUCCGUCCGGGCCCCGCCGCCGCCAUGAAGGACGUGCCGGGCUUCCUGCAGCAGAGCCAGAGCGCGGGGCCGGGCCAGGCCGCCGUGUGGCACCGCCUCGAGGAGCUCUACAACAAGAAGCUGUGGCACCAGCUCACCCUGCAGGUGCUGGACUUCGUGCAGGACCCCUGCUUCGCCCAGGGAGAUGGGCUCAUCAAGCUCUACGAGAACUUCAUCAGCGAGUUUGAGCACAGGGUGAACCCCCUGUCCCUGGUGGAGAUUAUCCUGCACGUGGUCCGGCAGAUGACAGAUCCCAAUGUGGCCCUGACUUUUCUGGAAAAGACCCGGGAAAAGGUGAAGAGCAGCGAUGAGGCUGUGAUCCUGUGCAAAACAGCCAUCGGGGCCCUCAAGCUCAACAUCGGGGACCUGCAGGUGACCAAGGAGACCAUUGAGGAGGUGGAGGAGAUGCUGAACACCCUCCCUGGGGUGACAUCAGUGCACAGCCGCUUCUACGACCUCUCCAGCAAGUACUACCAGACCGUGGGGAACCACGCCGCCUACUACAAGGAUGCACUGCGCUUCCUGGGCUGCAUCGAGGUCAAGGACCUGCCAGUAUCAGAGCAGCAGGAGAGAGCCUUCACCCUGGGGCUGGCUGGGCUGCUGGGAGAAGGCGUCUACAACUUUGGGGAGCUGCUGAUGCACCCCGUGCUGGAGUCCCUGCGCAGCACAGACCGGCAGUGGCUCAUUGACACCCUCUUCGCCUUCAACAGUGGCAACGUGGAGACCUUCCAGGCCCUCAAGUCAGCCUGGGGGCAGCAGCCUGACCUGGCUGCAAACGAAGCACUCCUGCUGCAGAAGAUCCAGCUGUUGUGUCUCAUGGAGAUGACUUUCACCCGCCCGGCCAACCACCGCCAGCUGACCUUCGAGGAGAUUGCCAAGAGUGCCAAAGUCACCGUCAACGAGGUGGAGCUGCUGGUGAUGAAGGCGCUCUCAGUGGGGCUGGUGAAGGGCAGCAUCGAUGAGGUGGACAAGAGGGUGCACAUGACGUGGGUGCAGCCACGGGUGCUGGACCUGCAGCAGAUCAAGGGGAUGAAGGAUCGCCUGGAGUUCUGGUGCACGGACGUGCGGAGUAUGGAGAUGCUGGUGGAGCACCAAGCCCACGACAUCCUGACAUAGAGGAGAGAGUGAUUCCUGCUGCUCCUGAGGCCGGCAGCACUCAGACCACUGACUGCACUGAAUCCUUGGAGGGGUGGGUGGGCAGAGCCAGGAGCAGCCUGGGAUGUGGUGAGCAGGAGGACGAGGACGUGGCCUUUUGCUGUGUGACCCUUUGGUGCUCGAGCCAAGCUUUCCCUCUGCUGGCACAAGUGGCUCUGAUCCCUGAUCCCAGAGCUCCCUCCUUGGGGGAUGGAUCGCUCCUGAUCCCUUCUGCCUCCUGCUGCUGCAGGAGGGUGGGAUCCUAGUGCAGGAUCCAAGGGGUCUUGGCCUUAGGGGAGACAGCCUGUCCCGCUGCCCUCUCCCCCUGCCCCUGCAGCAGCCUGAGGCAGCAUUCCCCAAACCAUCUUCCCCAAAUCCUAUUCCUCCCCUGGCCCCGCUUCUCCCCGCCCCUCCUCAUCUGCAGCAGAGGGAGUGUUUGCUCCAUCCAAGGGUUUUCCCGGGAUUCCUGGUUAGUGGGUGUGUCCAUACACUUGAGGGGGUGGUUGUCUUUCACCAGCGCUUCGUGCUCAGGUGAGGUGCAGUGGCAUUGCCGGAAUAAACGUCUCUGCCUUCCCUUUUUGGGAA
Messenger RNA from Parus major (Great Tit), 1838 nucleotides. It is a transcript of the gene PSMD13, whose product is annotated as proteasome 26S subunit, non-ATPase 13. Lineage: Eukaryota; Metazoa; Chordata; Aves; Passeriformes; Paridae. Gene Ontology annotation, cellular component: nucleus; proteasome regulatory particle, lid subcomplex; cytosol. Gene Ontology annotation, molecular function: structural molecule activity. Gene Ontology annotation, biological process: ubiquitin-dependent protein catabolic process. The coding region runs from base 105 to 1235 and encodes 376 amino acids. The transcript is spliced from 13 exons. The record is from RefSeq and is a predicted model, not a curated record.